Manduca sexta (tobacco hornworm) is the source of this 581-nucleotide messenger RNA. RefSeq names its product chorion class A protein PC292. The record is from RefSeq and is a predicted model, not a curated record. Gene Ontology annotation, cellular component: egg chorion. Bases 66 to 500 code for a protein of 144 amino acids. The transcript has 2 exons. Gene Ontology annotation, biological process: chorion-containing eggshell formation; multicellular organism development. NCBI's taxonomy places the organism in Eukaryota, Metazoa, Arthropoda, Insecta, Lepidoptera, Sphingidae. Gene Ontology annotation, molecular function: structural constituent of egg chorion.
AUAAAAACGUAACCGCAGUUGGCUGUAAUCAUUCUGUAGCGAGUCUUCAGGAGAACAAAUCAAACAUGUCUACCUUCGCCUUCCUCCUUCUCUGCAUGCAGGCUUGCCUCAUCCAGAAUGUGUACAGCGCUUGCCUUGGUGCUGGUCUCGGCUACGGCUACGGAGGUCUCGGCUAUGGAGGAUGUGGUUUAGGCGGCAUCGGUUACGCCGGUCUCGGCUAUGGCGCUCUUGGCUAUGACGGAUUUGGCUACGGCGGCCUUGGUUACGGCGCCUUUGGUUACGGCGGCUACGGCUAUGACGGCAUCGGAGCUGGUUACGGUGGUGCUGGUGUUGGUAACGUGGCCGUCGCCGGUGAGCUGCCCGUGGCUGGUACCACCGCCGUCGCCGGACAAGUGCCCAUCAUCGGCGCCGUGGAGUUCGGCGGUACCGCGGCUGCUGCUGGUGCUGUCUCCAUCGCUGGACGUUGCGGCUGCGGCUGUGGUGGACCCUACGUCUACUGAACAUGUUUCACGAACAAAAACGUAAAAGAUCACUGUAAACAUCUAUUUGGCGAAAUAAAUACUAAUGCUGAAUGUGCCUAA